AUGUCUUCGAGGACUAUCUUUUUGCUUACUUUUCUGCUCGUUUCUUGUGCCGUAGCACGACCGCCUCCACCUCCAGGAACCCCUCCUCCGCCUCCUCCUCCUCCGGGAAGAGGCUCACCUCCGCCGCCACCGCCUCCGUCAGGUGGACCUCCACCUUCCAGACCACCUGGGAGUCCCCCGCCACCUGGAGCUACACCUCCGCCGCGACCGCCGCCUUCAGGCGGACCUCCACCUUCUGGACCGCCUGGAAGUCCGCCUCCCGCAGGAGCCUCACCUCCGCCCCCAGAAGGUCCUCCUCCUUCUCCGCCUUCGCCUCCAGGAAGUACGCAGCCUCCAGGCGAAUUCCCACAAAACACACCUCCUUUGCCUCCGCCGCCAUCUGUCGGUCCUCCUCCUGACAGUCCUCCACCUACAGUUUCGCCGUGA
This is a messenger RNA of Caenorhabditis auriculariae, 426 nucleotides long. The record is from the annotation of a GenBank genome assembly. Lineage: Eukaryota; Metazoa; Nematoda; Chromadorea; Rhabditida; Rhabditidae.